GGGAGCUUGGUGGGAUUGAGUGCCCUCAGCCCCCCGCCCCCCUCGGUGAGUGAAUGGUGCCUCGGGGUGAGCUUGAGUGAGCGCUUGCCCCCUUCGGGCACCUCUGAGGGGCAGGUUUCCCCUUCGGAGAGUGGGUGCGCACCUUGGUAUCAUCACUGUUCACGUGCCGUCGUUGUCGUUCUUCCGUGUUGCUGUGCAGCAGCAGCGUCCCCAGCUGGGAACACGGCGCCUUGGUUUCGGCGAUCAGAGCAACGAACAGAUGAGACGGUGCCCCGACUCCUGUCUGGACAAGACAGAGGUUUUGCACGUCGAACAAACGAAAUCGUGAUGCCUGAACAGCUGAAAGGUGUAAAUGGACUCUGUUCCUGACGAAUACAGACGCUACAGCACAGCCCAUGUUGGGGUGAGCACCUUUUGCCGGGUGUCCGCCAGCGUCUGCUUAUUCACAUGCAGCUUUCCCGAAGAACCUCAUAAUGUUGUUUGGAGAGGUGCCACGCACCACCCAAGAGAUGAGGCUGCUGGCAAUGGUUAUGAGGCUUCUCACCUCAAUGUUGGUUGGGAAUCUUUGGGCCAUCCUGGAGAAGGUGAUGCAGCUUUGCAGCUGGGUUCCGGGUCGGCGACUGCGGGAGAUGGCACGGGUGUUCCCGACGGGAGGACUUUUCCAGCUCCUCGGCUGGAUCCGGCGCAAGAGUCUGGCUGGCAUCCCAGGGAGACCGACGCAGUGGCUGUGCAGGAGUCGGCGUUUCCAGGAGGAAGCAGUGGCUCACUGCCCGCCUCUGCCUCAGCAAGGGAGGCGAUGCAAGCAGCGGAACAUGCCCCUGCACCUUGGGGACACCGGCUGGAAACCGGCGGGUACCCCUUGCGCCCGGUCAGCCCCACCAGCCACCCCGGCAUCCCUGACAGCUGGGACCAACACCAGCAGCCGCAGCCCCCGCCUGAAACACCGGCACGUCCACCCUCCAUGGCCCCCACUGCCCCUGGUUCCCCCAGCCCAGGCCCCAUCUGAAAAGGCACCCCUAACUCCCGAGCCCGCUGGUCCGGCCCUCUGCCAAGGGCUGGAGGCGGCCCCGCCAGGGUAGGGGUUGAAGGUGGGGAGACAGAGCCCCCCACCCACAGCUUCGGGGGGCAGCCCUUUCACCCCCCAUGAAGAGGGAGAGGCUACUCUUUUAGUGCCAGCUUCCCAACAGUUACUAAUUUGUGGUGGGACAAUAAAUCGUGCAGCAGACCAUAUGUA
Tyto alba (common barn owl) is the source of this 1234-nucleotide messenger RNA. Its product is annotated as translation initiation factor IF-2-like. Lineage: Eukaryota; Metazoa; Chordata; Aves; Strigiformes; Tytonidae. The transcript has 9 exons. The record is from RefSeq and is a predicted model, not a curated record. Bases 353 to 1006 code for a protein of 217 amino acids.